AUGGCAAGCAAGAUGGCGUCACCUCGAAACCCAGUCCGCAGUGGCUGGCAGAGGAGGGCAAGGCGCAACAGCUUAGAAGCAACCCUCGUUUGCGAUCAAGAGGAAGGCGUCGCGAAGCAACUGGCAAGUGUGUUGGCGGACCUUAUCUUGCUCAGUUUCUUUGAUGGGCUUGGGUCAGCGUCGCUGAUUUGCGAGCACAUCUGCAAGGAGCAGUCGUGGCGCUGUCGUGCUUUGGCUUGGGAGACUGACGACAGCCUAGUGAAGCUCAUGCUUGCCCGCUUCAAGAAUGUGGAGCACCGCGGAGACUUUGACGCGAGGAGGGUUCCAAGGCCAUUUGCUUCGCCGAGUUUGUGCGAGAGCUGGCGGCUACAUGGCGUUAUCCGCAAGCCGCAAGCAAUCCUCAUUGUCGAGAAUGUGGUGCCGCGCAACAAACAAGAUGUUCGCGUGCUCGAGACAAAGUUGUCCGCGUCAGCAGUUGUCGCGGACGCCUCCGAUCUGGGCGUCGUGUCGAGGCCUCGCCUUUGGUGGACGAGAAUUCCGUGGGAACUCUCCAACCAAUGCAAUCGCCCAGUUGAGAUUCGGCGGUCAACCUAUCAAGGAGUUCCACGUGCGAGCUUCGCCCAGACCAAGGAUGACCUGGCCAAGUAUGACCUCGGCAGCCUACAGUGGCCAAGCAACGUCUUGCAGAGGCGAGGGCGCCAACAGAAGAUCCGCAUGGGCGAUCAGCUCGCGGAGCUACAAGGGCAGAGCAUUGCGUCCGAUGUGCGGAAAUUGGUGGAGGACAUGCAGCUGGAAGUGGAUGCCUGGUUCCAAACACUGGUCCCUGUAACUGCAAGGAUUGCGAAGUUGUUUGGCUGGCAGGACGAUUCUUUGUUCGAGGAGAUGAGCAGUGGCUUUCCAUUGCUUGUCCGCAUUAAUCCAGGUCUGGGCUGGCGUCUUCGUCGCGAUGAUAGAUACAACAACCCAAUUGACAAGGAGACGCUCCUUCAGGACAACUUUCAGUACGUGCAAAAGAAGUUAAAUCAGGCCAGGGUGGAUCCGUCUUGGCAGACCAUGGCUGAAGAAAUUGCUGCGAGUGUAAAAGCCGGUAGGGUGGAAGGUCCUUUUGCAUCGCCGUCGUCAUGGAGCAAGGCCACUGUGGCGCUGCCUGACUAUGCGCACACAGCGGAGUUGUUGUCGGCGCCGAUUUGCCAUGAGCACACGUGCUUUGCUUUCUCAGUGCAGCAAGUAGGAUCUGAUGGUCGGCGCAAGGUCCGGCGCGCAGAAGAUUGGCGCCGCUCUGGAGGCAACAAGACUGUGAACGUGCCGGACACACCUGCGUACCACAGCAUCAAGGCCUUCAUCGCCGUCAUUCGAGCUCUACGACAACAAGGAGAGCGGGGCACCAUUAUGACAUGGGGCCUUGAUCAUGAGGCAGCCUAUCGUCAGCUCCCUGUGCGCCGGCCAGAGGACACUUAUGUUGUACUACAGACUCCAAGAGGUCCGACGCGGCGCCAUCGUGUCUUGAUGUUUGGCUCCGUCGCAAGCGUGUGGGGCUAUUGCCGUGUUGCCGAUUGGAUGGCUUGUGCCAACAGCUGCCUUCUUCUCACGCCAGCUCUCCACUUCGUGGAUGAUUUCGGAGCGCCAGAGACCAGCCCGGAGGCGGACUCUAGCUUUGAAUACGUGCAAACAGCGUGCUGCGACUUUGGCUUCCGAUUUAAGCAGUCCAUGGCCGUGCUCUUCGUGGAGGAACCCAGCAAGCAGUUGAAUCUCUUGGGCAUUCAAUUGAACGGCGUAUCGGUAGAGGACGGCGAUCUUCAGGUAAAGGACGGCGCUCUGCUUCAGGUAGAGGAUCUUGUCGUAGAUGAUGGCCACUCCCAAGACGAGCCUGAACGCUCCCAAGACGAGGAUGGCCGCUCCCAAGACGAGGCUGGACGCCCCCAAGAGGAGGCUGGCUGCUCCCAAGAAGGCCGCUCCCACGAUGAGGCAGAAGUUGGCUGCCAGGAUGAGGAGGCCGACUCACGAAGCAUCUUCACAACAAGUUCCGCCAUUGCAGCUCAGUCUUGCGCAGCCUUCUGCUCCUUUUUCAGCUUCGUACGGCGCCGGCGCUCAGAACUUGACGAUGAGGACGAUGAGGAAUCAGCCUCGGCUAUUAGCCUGUCCCGCAGCUUCCUCCACUUGCGCUUCUGGUUGCCGCUGCGCUUGUCCUUCUUGGGCAUGGGAGUUGCCCUCCUUGCAUAUGCGGAGCACGUAAUCGUGCAGGCAACCAAGGAAAGGGUCACCCGCCUUGACAACCACAUCCUGGAGGUUCAGUUCGUUGCGCAGUCAUUGUUUGGGCAGUCAAGCAGAACUUCGCUUCGACCCCUACAUCAAAGAGCAGCGGCAGCGUAUCAUAGGUCCUCCCAAACCGGGUGGAAGUUGAGCCCGGGUCUGCGUAGUGCGUUGGAAUUUCUCCGCUUUGCCUUGGCCGCGCAGAAGCCGCGGAUAAUUCCGUUUGAGACGGAGGAUAGGGCCAUCAUCUAUGCGGACGCUUUCUUCCAGCUGAAUGGCAAGGUCGUCAAGGCCGCAGACGCCGACGAUGUGCAUUGGGGGCAGACCAAUCCAGCCGCGUUCCACAACGGCUUCGGCUUCGUUGUCAAGAGGGCGUAUAUCUUCGUCUUGGAGGCAGUUGCGCAGAUCCUGCCCGUCCUUGCCUUGAAACAGCGCUUGCCGAAGCAGCUACUUCUCUUCGUGGACAGUGAGCCUUCCCGGCGUGCUCUCGUAAGAGGGUAUGGAAAAGAGGCAUGGCGAUUCCUCGAAGAGGCAGAGUUCAGACCGGAGUGGCAGCGCGUGAUGUCUUCGGCAAACAUUUCUGACAAAGUCAGCCGAUUCGACUUUGCUGAUGCAAAGCGCAUGGGGUGGACAUGGCUGCAGCAUGACUGGGAGGCUGAGUUUCUUCGUCUACUGAAUGCUGUAAAGGAAG
Symbiodinium pilosum is the source of this 2941-nucleotide messenger RNA. NCBI's taxonomy places the organism in Eukaryota, Dinophyceae, Suessiales, Symbiodiniaceae. The record is from the annotation of a GenBank genome assembly.